UGGGCGCGCGGCGGGCGAUGCCGGGGCCCGGGCCCCGCGCGGACGAGGGCGGCGGCGGCGGCGAGGGCGCGGGGCCGGGGCGGGAGCCGGCGCGCCUGUGCGGCUACCUGCAGAAGCUGUCGGGCAAGGGGCCGCUGCGCGGCUACCGCAGCCGCUGGUUCGUGUUCGACGCGCGGCGCUGCUCGCUCUACUACUUCAGGAGCCCGCAGGACGCGCUGCCGCUCGGCCGCCUGGACAUCGCCGACGCCUGCUUCAGCUACGACGGCCCCGACGAGGCGGCCGAGCCCGGCGCCGAGCCGCCCGCGCACUUCCAGGUGCACAGCGCGGGCGCCGUCACGGUGCUCAAGGCCCCCAACCGCCAGCUCAUGACCUACUGGCUGCAGGAGCUGCAGCAGAAGCGCUGGGAGUACUGCAACGGCCUGGACAUGGUCAAGUGGGGCGGCCGGACCUCCCCCACCCCCGGGGACUGCUCCCAGGGCCUCGUGGCCAGGGGCGCCCCAGACUUCCUGUACCCACAUCCCAACGCUUCCGCCGAAAAAGCCCGGAACAUCCUCGCCGUGGACGCGGCCCCCGGAGAGCUGGUGGGAGAGCAGGCCGCGAGCCAGCCGUCCCCGGGGCCCCCCAACUCCAUCAACUUCUCUCUGAAGCAGUGGGGCGCCGAGCUCAGAAACUCGAUGUCUUCCUUCCGCCCGGGACGGGGCCACGAGGGCCGGAAGAGCGUGUUCUACACGCACGAGGAGUGGGAGCUCCUGGACCCCAGCCCCAAGGACCUGGAGGAGUCGGCGACGCUGGAGGAGAGGCGGAGGCCGGCGCCGGAGGGGAACAGAGGAGGCGCCGGCUCGGGGUUCCUCUUCGAUCUGGGCCGUGUCCCCUACAAAGGCAAGCGCCCCCUGAAGGACAUGAUCGGGUCGUACAAGAGCCGCCACAGCAGCGGGGACCCGGCCCCCGAGGGGACGCCGGGGGCGCCGGGCGCGGGGGGCGCCAGCUGGGCCUCGGACCCGGACACGCAGCGGCAGCUGCAGAGCCAGCGGGAGGAGCUGGAGCGCCUGCGCAAGGACCUGUCCAGCCAGAAGGAGCUGGUGCGGCUGCUGCAGCAGACGGUGCGCUCCUCGCAGUACGACAAGUACUUCGCCAGCAGCCGGCUGUGCGACGGGGCCCCCCAGGACACGCUGGCGCUGCUGCACCAGAAGGACGACCAGAUCCUGGGCCUGGCCCGCCAGCUGGACCUGCUGGGCCUGGAGAAGGAGAGCCUGCAGCAGGAGGUGCGCACGCUGAAGGCCAAGGUGGGCGAGCUGAGCGAGCAGCUGGGCAUGCUCAUGGAAACCAUCCGCGCCAAGGACGAGGUCAUCAUCAAGCUGUCGCGGCAGCUCAGCGAGGGCGAGGGCCGCGCCGCCUCCCCCACCCCGGCGCCCGGCUCCCCCACCGCCUGCAGGGACCAGCAGGAGCUGGACAGGCUGAAGGAUAACCUGCAGGGGUACAAGACCCAAAACAAAUUUCUCAACAAGGAAAUCUUGGAGCUCUCGGCGCUGCGGAGAAAUGCGGAGAGGAGAGAGAGGGACUUGAUGGCCAAGCGAGUACGACAUCUACGGGUUCCGGACGGUCCCCGAGGACGACGAGGAGGAGAGGCUGGUGGCCAAGGUGCGGGCGCUGGACCUCCGGGGCCUGUCGCUGGCCGAGAACCAGGAGGUGUCCACGGGGGUCAAGUGGGAGAACUACCUGGCGGGCACCAUGACGCGGGAGAUGGCGCGCUCGCCGGAGCUGAAGGGCCUGGUGCGGGCGGGCAUCCCGCACGAGCACCGGUCCAAGGUGUGGCGGUGGUGCGUGGACCUGCACACGCGCAAGCUGCGGGAGGGCGCGGCGCCCGGCUACUUCGCGGGCCUGCUGAAGGCGGCGCUGGGGAAGCAGAACCCGGCCUCGCAGCAGAUCGAGCUGGACCUGCUGCGCACGCUGCCCAACAACCGGCACUACGCCGGCCCCGCCUCCGAGGGCAUCCAGCAGCUGCGCAACGUGCUGCUGGCCUUCUCCUGGCGCAACCCCGACAUCGGCUACUGCCAGGGCCUCAACAGGCUGGUGGCGGUGGCCCUGCUGUACCUGGAGCAAGAGGACGCCUUCUGGUGCCUGGUCGCCAUCGUAGAGGUGUUCAUGCCAAGAGACUAUUACACCAAGACUCUCCUGGGCUCCCAGGUGGACCAGCGGGUGUUCCGGGACCUGAUGGGCGAGAAGCUGCCGCGGCUGCACGCGCACCUGGAGCAGCACAAGGUGGACUACACGCUCAUCACCUUCAACUGGUUCCUGGUGGUGUUCGUGGACAGCGUGGUCAGCGACGUGCUCUUCCGGAUCUGGGACUCCUUCCUGUACGAGGGGCCCAAGGUCAUCUUCCGCUUCGCCCUCGCGCUUUUCAAGUACAAGGAGGAGGAGAUCCUGAAAUUGCAAGACUCCAUGUCCAUCUUCAAGUACCUCCGCUACUUCACCCGCACCAUCCUGGACGCCCGGAAGCUGAUCGGCAUCGCCUUCGGGGACCUGAACCCAUUCCCGCUGCGCCAGAUCCGCAACCGGCGGGCCUUGCACCUGGAGAAGGUGCGGCUGGAGCUGACGGAGCUCGAGGCCAUCCGCGAGGACUUCCUGCGGGAGCGCGACGCCAGCCCCGACAAGGGCGCGCUGGUCAGCGACGAGGAGGACACCUGAGCGCCCCGCGGGCCGGACCCCGGACCCGGGACCCCCGCCGGUGCCGAGCCGCGCCCCUCCCACGCCCGCGGCCGGGGCCUCUGUUUACAGCCUCUCCCGCCACGCGCUCCGGCCCACGCGUCCCGGCCCGCGUCCUGCCGUCGGUCCGCGCCUCCCAAGGGCCUGUUUACAGCGUGUGGGGUCCGCACCCCGAGAACCCCGGCGUGGGCCGCCUCCCGUGCGGGCGCGGGGCUCCCAGACUCGCAGGCCGGAGCGUGGCUGCCUCCGUGGCCUGAGGUCCGAGCGAAGAAGCGACUCCCCUUGUUGAGAAGCGGCCUGGGGGGCCCCUCUGCAGACACCACGCACCCCGACUCCUCCCCGGCGGCGGCCGGUCGGUCGGUCGGCAGGCGCCCCGAGUCCUGAGGACGCUCCGUGCGUUUCAGUCUGGACUCAGAGGGGACGGGAUUCCGGGGGGCCUGGCUCCCGUCCUGCAGGCGGGCACCCCGCAGCCUCGGUCAGGGGCGCAGGGCGCGGGGAGGCCGGGGUGCGGCCCGUUUCCCUGGCGGUUCGCGCCCCAGGAGGCGCGCACGCAGAUCAGGGCGACGCGUGCGACUUGAAGACGCACUUUCUCUCUGGUUGGGUGUUUGGGGGGGUCCCCCGCCCCCCGCAGCCAUCGCCACGUGCCGGGCCCUCACUGCGCGGAGGCAGCUGGGCUCCGUCCACCCACCGCCCUCGCCUCCCCAAAGGGGCCGGACGUGGGUUUGCGCGCUGGGAGCAGGGGGUUGAGGCCGGCUUCCGGGGGCUGCCUGUGAGGCGGGGCUGGGGGGGCAGCCCCCCUGCUCCCUGCCCCCCCCCCCCC
This is a messenger RNA of Eptesicus fuscus (big brown bat), 3523 nucleotides long. RefSeq names its product TBC1 domain family member 2B (gene TBC1D2B). The transcript is spliced from 12 exons. Bases 18 to 2960 code for a protein of 980 amino acids. The record is from RefSeq and is a predicted model, not a curated record. NCBI's taxonomy places the organism in Eukaryota, Metazoa, Chordata, Mammalia, Chiroptera, Vespertilionidae.